Messenger RNA from Oppiella nova, 1362 nucleotides. The record is from the annotation of a GenBank genome assembly. NCBI's taxonomy places the organism in Eukaryota, Metazoa, Arthropoda, Arachnida, Sarcoptiformes, Oppiidae.
ACGAAGUCCAAGUUUGUCAAAGUUAUCGAAAGCUUCAAACAGUUCAGUGAAAAAUGGUUUUCACACGUCUUGUUGUUAAUAUUUCUCAUACUUUACGGCUUUCUCGGCGCCUAUGUCUUUGUGACCCUCGAGGGACCCAACGAAAGCAAUAUUAAGACAUCAGUGAGUAAUAUGAGAGAGAAUAUUAUCCGUGAGUUGUGGUGGAGUUCCCAGAAGUUCACAAAGGGCUGGUGGGAUAAGUUGGCCAAAAUACGGAUGAAGGAGUUUGAACGACAACUACAUGAGGCCUGUAUUGCCGAUCAAACCACAGACUCGGAGAAAAUGCAGGCAACAAAUUAUCUCUUUUUGUCGCAUUUCUCAAUCGACAACUUUGACACCAAGACCCGGACAAUUUUCAGCGAAUUCAAAGGUAUGGACCUUUUGGCAUGCACUAUUUUUCAGCUCAACUAUAUUUACGACAAUCGGCAAGAUUUUAUUAUAUUAUUCACGGUUACUGGUUACGGACAUGUGGUGCCCAAAACAGAUGCGGGAAGAGUGGCCACAAUUAUCUAUGCAUUCAUUGGUAUUCCUCUACUUCUAAUGGUUUUGACGGAUUUGGGAAAACUCUUCACACGAGGAAUCAAAUUUAUAUACUACAUGAAACACAUUAGAAAAGUGAGAUCUGUUGGCAGGAAAGCCACUCAGAAACUGCCGACUCAGUAUAUGAGCCAGGCAUUGGAAAGGGUGUCACAACUGCCCCACACUUUGACGGAUAAGGUUGACAAGAAUAGUGACAAUAAUUCAAACACACAUUUAAAGCCAGAAAACAAUGCAAAGGGUAAAAGUCGGUCGAGAAGCGUAUCGCCGGCUAAAGAGUCGACAUCCCGAUCCACAUCUGUGGUUAUGUCAAACCCGGGGUCGUCUACCGGAGUGGGCGAUGAGACCCCUAUGCAAGAAGAGCCCAAAGACUUCGAAGUGGACGACGAGUUCAAUCUCCCCAUAAGUGUUGCCGUUAUUCUGUUGCUCUCUUAUAUGAUGAUCGGCGCCGCGGCCUUCACUCUUUGGGAGGACUGGUCUUUCUUCGAGUCCUUUUACUUCGUGUAUAUCUCUCUGUCAACCAUUGGUUUCGGUGAUUACGUGCCGAAACACCCCAUCUUCAUGAUGUGUACGUUUAUAUACCUAUUGUUUGGAUUGGCGUUGACUUCGAUGUGCAUUAAUGUGGUUCAGGAGAAACUGAGCGCAACCUUUCAAAAGGCAAAGUUAAGAAUCGGCGCCACAAUGGGUCUCGACGUACAACAGCUCAUGGAAGAGGACUUCCAGAUGGAGUCCAAAGAGAGUAGUAUUGAAAAGGACACCAAACCCGUGGACACCAGGAGUGCAAAG